Molecule: messenger RNA, 256 nt
Organism: Dentiscutata erythropus
Lineage: Eukaryota; Fungi; Glomeromycota; Glomeromycetes; Diversisporales; Gigasporaceae
Source: the annotation of a GenBank genome assembly
AAGAAAUAGUAGAUAAUGAGGAACUAACUCUGCAAAAACAAUUAAAGGCGAAAGAAAUUUUACUUACAGAAGAAACCCUAUUCGUACAAAAUAUUGAAAAUAUGGGUCGAACAAAUGUUACGACUCAUAGUAUUAAUACCGUUUUACCUAUUGUAAGAAAUGAAGCUGUUAAAAGAGUUGAAAAAGCACAAGAAAGUGCUAAAAGAAAAUAUAAUCAAAACUUAUUACCUAUAGAAGAAUUUAAAGAGGAGAUCAA